AUGGUUCUUGUGGGACCAUCGGAUCGCUGGCGAGCGACGUCUCCAUGUCGCUGGUGAGCUUCCUAAUUGGGCGCAUGGCAGACGCCUUUGGGGAGGCUGCAGACAUCCAUGAAGUCAUCCGUAGGGUCUCCAAGGUGGGCAAGGAAGCCAUUCCCGCAGCUGAUGAUCCUCUCUUUCUUAGCGCCUCACCGUUCAAUUUGUCCGCAGGUCUCUCUGCACUUUGUUUACCUGGCUAUCGACGCCGGCAUCGAGUCAUUUCUUCGUAAGCUCCCUCCCUUCCUGAAUCUUCUCCGUCCGUCCGGCAGCGGAGGUGGUGACAAUGUUUCUUUCUUCUUCUUCUUCUUCGGGGUCUGUCUGUGGCAGACGUGACCUGCUGGAUGGUCACCGGUGAGAGGCAGGCGGCGAGGAUCAGGAAUCUGUACUUGAAGAGCAUCCUGAGGCUCCUGCCUCAGGAGACGUGCACGGGGGAAGUCAUGGGCAGGAUGUCCGGAGACACCGUCGUCAUCCAAGACGCCAUGCGCGAGAAGGGGGAGUUUAUGGUCAAUGAUAAAUCUUCUUCCUCUUCUUCUUCUUCUUCUUCUUCUUCUUCUUCUACAUGGUUCUUGUUCUUCUUCUUCUGCGCUGAAAGAUUCCCGUCGUUCAUCCUUUGCUUUCCAGGUGAGCAAGUUCAUCCAUCUGGUGUCAACUUUUAUCGGGGGAUUCGUCACAGCGUUCGCCAGGCCUGGCUCCUCGCCCUCGUCAUGCUGUCCACCAUCCCCCCUCUUUGUGGCCGGCGCCGCCAUGUCCACGCUCUUCGUAAGGAUGACCUCUCGCGGACAGACGGCCUACGCGGAGACGUCGGUGAUCGUCUAGCAGACGAUCGGCAUCAUAAGAACGGUGAGUAGCGCCACCGCCACCCACUGCAGCGCCAUGAUAACAAGGUGGACAGAUAGAUCUUCUUACUUCUUCCUUAUCACCGGGUGUGGUCUGCGCGCAGGUGGCCUCAUUCACAGGAGAUAAUCUGGCCCUGGAGAAGUACGCUAAGUCGUUCAGGGCUUCCUACAAGGCGAGUUGCCAGGAGACCCUUGCCGCCGCCGCCGGCAUCGGCACCGUCCUUGGCAUCAUAAUCUUCGGCUUCGCCCUGGGCAUAUGGUACGGGAGUAGGCUGAUACUGGACAAGGGCUACUCCGGCGGAGACGUCCUCAGCGUCAUCCUCUCCAUCUUGUUCGCCUCCUUGUGAGCCCCCCUCCAGCCGCCGCCGCUCGGUUUACUUUCUCCUUCCUGCAUUCCCCCCUGCUCAAACCGCCCGGUUUUCUCUGUCCGCCGGCCGGAAACGCAGAUCACUGGGGCAGACGUCGCCGUGCAUAAGCGCGUUCGCGGCGGGCAAGGCGGCGGGGUUCAAGAUGUUCGAGACGAUCGAGAGGAAGCCAGAGAUCGAUGCAUACGACGAAGGCGGGAGGACCUCCGGGGGGACGCCGAGUUGAGGGACCCGCACUUCAGCUACCCUGCACGGCCGGAGGAGCCCGUCUUCACCGGCCUCUCGCUCGUCAUACCGACCGGAACGGCAACCGCCCUGGUCGGGCAGAGUGGCAGCGGGAAGUCGACAGUGAUCAGCCUCAUCGAGUGAUUCUACGACCCGUAGUCCGGUGCGGUACUCAUCGACGGCGUUGACCUCCGGGUCUUGCAUCUGCGGUGGAUCCGCGGGAAGAUCUGCCUGGUGGUCAGGAGCCCGCGCUAUUCGCCGCCAGCAUCCGGGACAACAUCGCCUACGGCAACGACGGGGCCACCGUCGAGGAAGUCCGCGCCGCCUCAGAGCUCGCCAACGCCACCAAGUUCCUCGACAAGAUUCCCCAGGUCCUUCCUCCCCCCUCCGAUCCUCCUCAAUCUUCGCGGACGCCAGCGGGGCUGACUUCUUCUUUUUCUUCUUCUUCUUCUUCUUCUGCAGGGGCUGGAGACGAUGGUAGGGGAGCGCGGGACGCAGCUGUCCGGGGGGGGAGAAGCAGCGUGUGGCCAUCGCCAGGGCGAUCCUGAAGAAUCCGUGCAUCCUCCUCCCCGACGAGGCGACGAGUGCGCUCGACGCAGAGUCGGAGCACAUCGUGGAGGAGGCGCUGGACCGGGUCAUGAAAGACCGCACCACCGUCAUCGUCGCUCACCUCCUCAGCACCGUCAGGAACGCCCGCAACAUCGCCGUAGUCCAGCGGGGGCGCAUCGUCUUCUCCGAUACCUGCAAGUACCUGGUUUCGCCGUCGACGGCGCCGGAGUCUGACGGUGGUCGCCGCCUCUGCGCAGGAUCGCACGAGGAGCUGCUCAGGGACCCGGAGGGAGCGUACUGCCAGCUCAUCCACCUGCAGGAGGCGGCGAAACAGGAGUCGUAGCCGAUCAGAGGAGCACGUCGUCGAUGGAGAUCCGCCGGCAGUUGAGCCAGAUCCGACGCUCCAUCAACCCCGGAUCCUCGAUGGGAAACAGCAGCCGCCACUCCUCGGUGGCCUUUGUCAUGUCAGCGGAGAUCGGCAUCUAUGACGAUGAGGUGGCUCCAGGGAUGGAGGAGUCGCCGGCGGAGCUCGAGGGCGAGCUGUCGUGGGCCGCCCGCGAGCCGCCGUCCGUCUCCCGCCUUGCUGCCAUGAACAAGCCGGAGAUCCCGGUGCUUCUGCUGGGGGCAGUCACCGCGGCGGUGGGCGGCGUCAUCAUGCCGGUGUUCGGCCUUGUGCUGUACAGAACAACCGAGACGUUGUACAAGCCGGCGGCCGAGCUGAAGAAGGGCACGAGGUUCUUCGCUCUGAUCUCACUGCACUCGGGCUAGUCUCCUUGGUCUCAUACCAAGCGAGGAGCUACUUCUUCGCGGUGGCGGGUGCUCGGCUGGUCAAGAGGAUCAGGAUGAGGACCUUCGAUACAAUUAGAAACUACAAGUACUGAUGUGUUGGGGUUACAUCUGAAUCCUGAGCAUAGAGAGAAUUCUCAUACAAUGUCCGUGGCAUAAAAGGUUCUCUUUGAACAAGCACGAGCUUAGAAAUCUCUAGAUCUCCUUGAACAAGAAUGUUGUGCAAGAGGAGGGUCUUAAUCGCAGAAAAUUGCAGAUAAUUAACUUCAUGUCGUCCAAGGCAAUAUUCUUGACAACCAUUUCUUCGUCGGUAAAUUACAGAUGAUUGAUUUCAUCGAUAUUCCGCAAUAAUCCAUUACUAGCAUCGAUUCUUGCCCACAUAUAAGAGACUGAAAUAAGUUCUCUAAUGCGAAUAUUAAGUGAAAACAUACAUGUUAAUGAGUAUCAGAAUUAGGGAAAACAUGCAUGUUAAUACCCCGCAAAAACUUUCCAAUUUAACAUAAAAAUAAUUCUAUUUAUAAUGAGUCUUGUACAAUCAACAAAAACUGCGUUAACUCAUGAUCGAUAUGUCAUUGGCUUACGAGAGACAAUAGGACUAUCAUCUACAUACAAUCUUACAGAUAUCAUUGGCUUACAAGCAGGUUAUAGAUACCUAUAA
Spirodela intermedia is the source of this 3455-nucleotide messenger RNA. Lineage: Eukaryota; Viridiplantae; Streptophyta; Magnoliopsida; Alismatales; Araceae. The record is from the annotation of a GenBank genome assembly.